Molecule: messenger RNA, 2645 nt
Organism: Cornus florida
Lineage: Eukaryota; Viridiplantae; Streptophyta; Magnoliopsida; Cornales; Cornaceae
Product: G-type lectin S-receptor-like serine/threonine-protein kinase LECRK3
Exons: 1
Coding region: 61-2463 (800 amino acids)
Biological process (GO): protein phosphorylation
Molecular function (GO): protein serine/threonine kinase activity; ATP binding
Source: RefSeq, a predicted model, not a curated record
AGUUUCAUUCUAGCAUGCAAGUAUUUAAUUGCUGCCAUACUUAAACAAUUUCUAUAAACCAUGGCCUUCGCAGUAUCUAUAUAUUUCAUCCUUCUUUCACUGCCAUACUUAACAAUUGCCCGUACCAGCAAUGUAACUUUGGGUGAAUCACUCACUGCCACUGACGAUAACUCUUCAUGGGUAUCACCAUCGGGCGACUUUGCUUUUGGUUUCCGGCGGAUGAACGGAACUGGAGGUUUCCAUCUGGCCAUCUGGUUCAACAAAAUACCUGAAAAAACCAUAGUUUGGUCAGCCAAACGCGACAAUCUAGCACAAGAAGGAUCCAAAAUUCAACUCACUACAGAUGGCAGGUUUGUUCUCGAAGACCCAAAUGGCAAUAAUAUAUGGUCUGCAAAUUUGGGCAGCGGAGCAGCCUAUGGAGCUAUGCUUGACAGUGGAAACUUCGUGCUAGAAAGCAACAAUUCUGCCAAUACUUCUGCCUUUUUGUGGCAGAGUUUUGAUAAUCCAACAGACACAAUGUUACCAACACAAAGAUUGAGUCGAGGCAAAAAGCUCGUCUCUAGCUUCUCUAACAAAAAUCUUUCAAGUGGAAGAUUCAAGUUUGAGCUGCAAACCAGUGGAGAUCUGGUGCUUUCCACCUUAAAUUUUCCUCUGGAUACAACCAAUAAAGCUUAUUGGUCAACCACAACUGCGGGCAGUGGCUUUGAGGUGAUCUUCAACCAAUCUGGCUACGUCUACCUCACCGCAAGUAAUGGAAGCGUACUACAAUAUGUAUUCGAAAAUUCAAUUUCACCAAGCCAAUUUUACCAGCGAGCUGUUCUUGAAUUUGAUGGAGUUCUCGUCUAUUACGUCUACCCAAAAUCUGCUGGCUCAACUGGUGGAAGGCGUAUGGAAUGGUCGCCUUCUUCUACUUUACCUGAAGACAUAUGCAUGAGCAUCAGGCAAGAUACUGGUGGUGGGGCUUGCGGGUUCAACAGCUACUGCACAUUAGGAGCUGAUCGGAGACCAAUAUGCAACUGCCCGCCCGAAUACAUCCUAAUGAAUCCAAAUGAUGUAGUGAGUGGAUGCAAGCAAAACUUCAUUCCCCAAAAUUGUGAUGCUGAAGUAUCACCAGAAACAGAUCUUUUUGGCUUCGAGGACAUGACCAACACAGACUGGCCGGAUUCUGAUUAUGAAUAUUUUCAAUCAGUGACUGAAGAUUGGUGCAGAGAAGAGUGCUUGAGAGAUUGUUUUUGUGCUGUUGCUAUUUUUAGAGGUGGUAGUUGUUGGAAGAAGAAGAAUCCUCUCUCAAACGGGAGGAUUGAUCCCAGUGUUGGUGGAAAAGCGUUGAUAAAAAUCAGGAAACAGAAUUCAACAGGAACAUCUCCAGGUGCAAGGCCAGAAAAGAAGAAAGAUCAAUCAACUCUUAUCAUCUCUGGAUCAGUGCUAUUGGGCAGCUCUGUGUUGCUGAACUUUGUUUUACUUGUGUCAACCCGUUUGGUCUUGCUCGGCUUCAAUAGAAGAAAAACAAAGAUGCUUCAACCAUACUCUGUAGUGCCAGGCCUGAAUCUGAGAAGUUUCACUUACAAUGAGCUAGAAGAAGCUACCAAUAAAUUCAAUGAAGAACUUGGUAGUGGUGCUUCAGGGACAGUGUACAAAGGGUUCCUGAAGAAUGAAAAUGGGAAGAUAGUUGCUGUCAAGAAGUUAGACAAGAUGGUGAGUGAAGGAGAGGACGAAUUCAAAACCGAAAUGAGCACAAUUAGCCGGACUAAUCACAAGAAUUUAGUCCAACUUCUUGGAUACUGCAACGAUGGGGAACACCGGCUAUUGGUGUAUGAGUUCAUGAGCAAUGGAUCUUUGGCAAGCUUUCUGUUCCAAAAUUCAAGGCCUAAUUGGUACAGAAGAAUACAGAUUGCCUUUGGAACUGCAAGAGGGCUGUGUUACAUGCACGACGAGUGUAGCACCCAAAUCAUACACUGUGACAUUAAGCCUCAAAAUGUUCUUCUGGACGAGUCUUUCACAGCGAAAAUAUCUGAUUUUGGAUUAUCCAAGCUUCUGAAGAUUGAUCAGUCUCGAACCACAACUGGAAUAAGGGGAACAAAAGGGUAUGUGGCCCCUGAAUGGUUCAGGAACAUGCCUAUUACAAUCAAGGUAGAUGUCUACAGCUUUGGUAUCUUGCUGCUAGAGCUCAUCUGCUGCCGGAGGAAUGUUGAACCAAACGGGGAGUGUGAAGAUGAAAUGAUAUUGUCUGACUGGGCAAGUGAUUGCUACACAGAAGGGAAACUUCGAUUGUUAGUGGAAAAUGAUGAGGAGGCUAAGGAUGACAUGAAGAGGUUCGAGAAGUUUGUCAUGAUCGCGAUUUGGUGCAUUCAGGAAGAUCCGUCACUAAGGCCAACCAUGAAGAAAGUCACACAGAUGCUUGAAGGAGCUAUUGAAGUUUCUGUUCCUCCAAACCCAUCCUCACAUAUUAGUUCAUCAAUUUAAAUCCUAUCACAUUGCCAUGCUUGUUUAUAUAUGCUUGUGAUCAGGUUUUAUUUUUUAUUUAUUUAUUUAUUUAUUAUUAUUAUUUUUUGCAGUGUGAAAAUGUUAUGAUGAUGUGCUUAUAGGUGUUAGUUCAUUCAUAAUAAAUUGAUUCAAUGAAGAAAGUCACAUAGGUGCUAGAAGAA